CGGCAGCAGAUAUUAUAGAGGCCGGCGGAGCCGCCUCAUCCACGGCGGGCGAAAAUAAUGGAGGGAGGAGAAGAAGCGGCACCGUCGUUCGAGCACACUCCGACGUGGGUUGUCGCCGUCGUGUGCUCCGUCAUCAUUAUCAUUUCCUUGCUAGCCGAACGUGGCCUCCAUCAACUUGGACGGCUUUUCAAGAGAAAGGACCAAGGGGCUUUGUUCGAGGCCUUGCAGAAACUCAAGGAUGAGUUGAUGCUAUUGGGGUUUAUAUCACUACUUUUGACAGUGACACAAGGGCUAAGCAAACACUUGUGCAUUCCUCACUAUCUCUCAACCAUCAUGCUUCCAUGCCAAUCCCCUAAUUCUGCUUCUCAAAAUCAUCACACCCACACCAUAAUUAUCACAAGGCUUUUGGCCACCACCACACAUACAAAAAACUUAGAACAUUGCGCAAGUAAGGGAAAGGUGCCAAUGGUGUCGUUUGAGGCGCUGCAUCAACUGCACAUAUUCAUAUUUGUAAUGACUCUUGUUCAUGUUACCUUUUGUGCCACUACUACGGUCCUUGGAGGUCUAAGGGUAAGACAAUGGCGGCAUUGGGAGCAUUCAAUUCAAAAAGCUUCACAAGAAGAACAAGGUCAUCACAGAUUACAUAAAUUGCAUCUUCAAUCAUUCAAGGAAAGAGCAGGCAAAUUUUGGAGAAGGUUUGCUGUUAUAAGUUGGCUGGUGGCAUUUUUCAAACAAUUCUAUGGUCCAGUUACCAAGUCUGACUACGUUGUGCUGAGAUCUGGAUUUAUAAGUGCCCAUUGCCCUACAAAACUUGAUUUUGAUUUCCACAAGUACAUGUUGAGGACACUGGAACAUGAUUUCAAGAAAAUUGUGGGCAUUAGUGGACUCCUGUGGGCGUUUGUUGUUCUUUUCUUGCUGAUGAACAUUGCAGGAUGGCAUACUUAUUUUUGGAUGUCAUUUUUGCCUAUAACUCUUCUGCUUAUAGUGGGAACAAAGUUAGAGCACAUAAUCACAGAAUUAGCACAAGAUUUAGCAGAAAGAAAUGGAACGGAAGCGGUGGGGAUUAAGCCCUCGGAUGAGUUGUUUUGGUUCAAAAGCCCAAAACUAAUAUUUCACUUGAUUCACUUCAUUUUGUUCCAAAACUCUUUUGAGAUUGCAUUCUUUGCCUGGAUUUUGUCUACAUACGGGUUCAGAUCAUGCAUCAUGGAAACAUUGGGUUUCACCAUCCCAAAGCUUGUAAUAGGUGUGAUUGUUCAAGUCCUCUGCAGCUACAGCACACUCCCUUUAUAUGCUCUAGUUACCCAGAUGGGAAGCCACUUUAAACAAGGGAUUUUCGACGAACUCACGCAGGAAAAAAUUCUGGCCUGGGCUAGAAGAAGAAAGACCGGCUCAACGGCUCACUUGGCCACACUCCCAUUUGAAAGCAUCACCACAUCUGAUAGGCCAGCAGCCGGCAUCUCAUCAACAAUUCAGCUCUCUCAUUAUCCAAAUCCUGUAUAAUAAUAAUAAUCAUAAUAAUAA
Cuscuta campestris is the source of this 1521-nucleotide messenger RNA. The record is from the annotation of a GenBank genome assembly. NCBI's taxonomy places the organism in Eukaryota, Viridiplantae, Streptophyta, Magnoliopsida, Solanales, Convolvulaceae.